AUGAAGCUCACCAUUGUGCUGCACUGUGUGGCAAGUGGGCAACUGGGCAAGAUGAAAUCAUUCAUUGCCUUUUUUGCCCUCGUCUGCUUCGUCGUCGUCGUUUCGGAUUUGACAGACGCAUCUGAAAUUCAAGAUUCCGCUGAAUCCAAGGAUAUUUGUUGUUUCGGUUGCGUCAAUUGCAAGACUGAACUCAACGAAAAUAAGGACAUUUGUUGCGACGUCUGCUACAUUUGCAAGGAUCAUGAAGGAGUUCAUCAGUCUCAUGAGCUGAAUCCAAGGAUAUUUGUUGUUUCGGUUGCAAUGAAAUCUUUGAUUGUCUCGUUUGCUCUCGUCUGCUUCGCCGCCAUGAUGUUGGAAUCCACGAACGCAUCUCCAAUUCAAGAUUCUGGUGAAUCCAAGGACAUUUGUUGUUUCGGUUGCGUCAAUUGCAAGACUGAACUCAACGAAACUAAGGACAUUUGUUGCGACGUCUGCUACAUUUGCAAAGAUCAUGAAGGAAUUAUGCAAAUGAAAUCUUGCAUUGUUUUGUUUGCUCUCGUCUGCUUCGCCGUCAUGAUGUUGGAAUCCACGAACGCAUCUCCAAUUCAAGAUUCUGCUGAAUCCAAGGACAUUUGUUGCUUUGGUUGCGUCAAUUGCAAGACUGAACUGAACGAAAAUAAGGACAUUUGUUGCGACGUCUGCUACAUUUGCAAGAAUGAUGAAGGAGUUCAGUCUGUAGGAUUUAAAAUGUUCCUGGCUCGCAUUUCAUCUCAGUGA
Messenger RNA from Notodromas monacha, 756 nucleotides. The record is from the annotation of a GenBank genome assembly. Lineage: Eukaryota; Metazoa; Arthropoda; Ostracoda; Podocopida; Cyprididae.